AUGUCGAGCUUCAACCCCUACCAACAGAGCAUCACCAUCGUGACCAGCGACGAAACCCCGUUCAAUAUCACCAUGGUCGAUAUUGACGGGUAUGUGCAAGAAGGCAUCAUUUCCUGCGUCGACUAUGGAGCCCAGCUCGGCGCUUCCGCCGUGACCUUUGUCAUGUUGCUGUUGCUGACCAGGCCCCAGAAGCGUCGCUCUGCUGUCUUCGUCCUGAACUUGUCUACUCUGUUCUUGAACAUAGCCCGGCUCGUUUGCGACAUCCUCUACUUCACCGGUGCUUUCUUUGAGACUUAUGCCUAUUUCUCCGGGGACUUUGCUCGCGUCAAACCGAGUGACUAUGCAAACAGCAUUCUGGCAAUGAUCUUUCUCACCCUUUUGGAGAUUUGCAUCCAGUGCUCGCUGAUCCUGCAGACAAUGGCAAUCUGUGCACACCUGCCAACUUUGCAAAAGCGUCUUUUUCUGAUCUUGUCCACCAUGGUCGCUAUUGUUCCGACUGGAUUCCGCAUGGCUGAGAUGGUCCUGAAUGCAAAGUGCACCAUCGAAAACUUACCUUUUACCGAGUAUAUCUGGCUGGAAAAGGCAAACACGAUCAUCUUGACAAUCAGCAUUUGCUUCUUCAGCGCCAUCUUCAUGUACAAGCUUGCCUUUUCGAUCUACAGGCGCCGGCAGUUGGGCAUUCGCCAAUUCGGACCCAUGCAAGCGCUGUUCAUCAUGAGCUGCCAGACCAUGAUUGUGCCAGCCAUCUUCGCAAUCCUCCAGUUUGCAUCCGACAUCCCAGAGAUCAAUUCCAACAUCUUCACAUUCGUCGUUGUUUCCCUGCCUAUGACCUCCCUCUGGGCCAGUGCCACGCUGCCCGGCCACUCCAAGUCGCAUCCCGACAAUGAAUCAGGAAAGCCACUCUGGAACAUUCUGGCGUCCACCUCGAGUUCUGGAACCAGCGAGACACUUUUCCAACCUCAUCCCCAUGUCAUGGGUUCGACGACCUCGACAACCUCGACUACUCGCACUGACUACCCGGAUUUGGAGAAGGGGAAGUACGCUGCUGGCAUCCGCCGUGAUUCUCUUCUCCAAUGA
Molecule: messenger RNA, 1077 nt
Organism: Talaromyces rugulosus
Lineage: Eukaryota; Fungi; Ascomycota; Eurotiomycetes; Eurotiales; Trichocomaceae
Exons: 2
Coding region: 1-1077 (358 amino acids)
Biological process (GO): G protein-coupled receptor signaling pathway
Cellular component (GO): membrane; G protein-coupled receptor homodimeric complex
Molecular function (GO): mating-type factor pheromone receptor activity; pheromone binding
Source: RefSeq, a predicted model, not a curated record